CCUGUGUCAUCUACACCUCUGUCUCCAUCCUGCAUCUCCAGCCUGAAGCCAGCGGGCUGACUUGGCCUCUCUCUCCCCAGCUCCCUUCCCCCUGAGAGCCCACCCCCAGUGCCCCAGUCCCUUGCCCUCCCCUCCCCGGUACCCAGCAUCACUUGGACAGACCUCACCGCUGUUGCCGCAGCCACCUCUGCGUCCAUCCACACCGCCGCCUCCUCAAGGCCAGCAAAAUGCAGUUUGAGAUGCACGACAACGUGAAAGGCAAAGCUAUGUCCUACCCAGUGACCACGCAGCCCCAGUGUGCCAGCACCUGCUACCAGACCCAGCUCAGUGACUGGCACACGGGUCUCACUGACUGCUGCAAUGACAUGCCCGUCUGUCUGUGCGGCACUUUCGCUCCCCUGUGCCUCGCCUGCCGCAUCUCCGACGACUUCGGCGAGUGCUGCUGCGCGCCCUACCUGCCCGGAGGCCUGCACUCCCUGCGCACUGGCAUGCGCGAGCGCUACCACAUCCAGGGCUCCGUCGGGCACGACUGGGCGACCCUCACCUUUUGUCUGCCCUGCGCCCUCUGUCAGAUGGCGCGGGAACUGAAGAUCCGAGGGUAACGCCGUUCCCGCCUUCCUCCUACUUCGCCGCUGCUCACACCCGGCAUCCUCUGACCCCUUCGGGAAGAGUCUGCCCUGCCGCCCUUGUCCCACUGCCAAACAUACACCCACAAUAAAAACCUGAAAACCUA
Molecule: messenger RNA, 733 nt
Organism: Chinchilla lanigera (long-tailed chinchilla)
Lineage: Eukaryota; Metazoa; Chordata; Mammalia; Rodentia; Chinchillidae
Gene: Cnfn
Product: cornifelin
Exons: 5
Coding region: 228-602 (124 amino acids)
Cellular component (GO): cornified envelope
Source: RefSeq, a predicted model, not a curated record